Messenger RNA from Belonocnema kinseyi, 729 nucleotides. RefSeq names its product 5-formyltetrahydrofolate cyclo-ligase (gene Mthfs). Gene Ontology annotation, molecular function: 5-formyltetrahydrofolate cyclo-ligase activity. The record is from RefSeq and is a predicted model, not a curated record. Gene Ontology annotation, biological process: tetrahydrofolate interconversion; folic acid-containing compound biosynthetic process. Gene Ontology annotation, cellular component: mitochondrion. NCBI's taxonomy places the organism in Eukaryota, Metazoa, Arthropoda, Insecta, Hymenoptera, Cynipidae. Bases 43 to 633 code for a protein of 196 amino acids. The transcript has 3 exons.
ACGGUUUGUCGUUUGGCUUUACCGUCUCGUGUUUGUGUCACAAUGACUAUAAAUUUAGUGAAAAAACUUCUUCGGAACGAAAUGAAGAGUAUUAUAGAAGCUAUUGAGAUUCAGGAACGACAAAUACAAGGAGAGAAAGUAUUUCAAAAAUUGACUGCACUGCCGCAGUAUAAAGAGAGUAAAAGAGUUUCUCUUUUCCUGAGCACAAAGGAUGAAAUAGACACAAUACAAUUAUUAAGAGAUCUUUUUCGUCGUCAAAAAGAAGUCUUCGUUCCAAGAUAUGAGGGUUCAGAAAUGCAGAUGGUAAAAUUAUAUUCAAUGAGUGACUACGAGCAAUUGCCACUAACAAAGUGGAAAAUCAAACAGCCUGACACGAGUGAAAACAGAGAAGAUGCUCUUGAAACAGGUGGAUUAGAUUUAAUAAUCGUGCCGGGAGUGGCUUUUACCAGAGACGGUAAACGCUUAGGUCACGGUGGAGGAUAUUACGACAGAUACUUGCAAGAUUAUGUCAAGGCUAAGGGAAGAAAACCGAAUUUAAUUGCCAUAGCCUUCAAUGAACAGAUUUGUAAAGAAAUUCCCACCAGUGAAUUGGAUCAUCAAGUGGACUUAGUUCUCACUGAAAGACAUUCUUGACAUCCAAAGAGAAAACUUUUCAAGACUUUAGACAAACUUACACUUUUUUAUGUAAGGAUAUUUAGGAAAUAAUAAAGACGACUUUUUCAAAAAUGA